Messenger RNA from Paramecium tetraurelia, 794 nucleotides. RefSeq lists its product as uncharacterized. The transcript has 4 exons. The record is from RefSeq and is a predicted model, not a curated record. NCBI's taxonomy places the organism in Eukaryota, Ciliophora, Oligohymenophorea, Peniculida, Parameciidae.
AUGAAUCAAAAUACACCUUUCAAUGAACGGUUCUUCAAGAUUUAGGAGAAAUUGAAUUCGAUUCCUCUUCAUCAUGAUACAUCCAAAGCUCACAGAAUUGAUACGAUUAAUUCUAGAGUCACAGCAGUAGAAGAGAGAAUUCAGGAUACAAUAACAUCUUAUAACAGAAAACUACAUACUUUGAAAGAUGAGAUAGUGAGAGUUCAGAAGCAGAUCGAAGAAGAAAACAAUACUUUUGAAACAUAAUUUGAGUAAAGAGUUCGUGAGAUUGCUGCAUUUGAAAGCAGAAUCACAACCAAAUUAGAAUAGGAAAUAGCUUUAAGAAGAGAUGGAAACUUAAAAUUGCAAGGGUAUUUGGACGAGAAAGUUGUCUACUUGAAAUCCGAUAUUCAGACAGAGAGUAAAAUCAGGUAGGAAUAGAUCGAGAAUAUUACUACCUCUUUGGAAAAUGAUUUGCCCAAAUUGUAUGAUAUGGUGAAAUCUGAAGGACAAGAUAGGGAAGAUAGUGACAAUGGAACAUUGAGGAGAUCUGGGGAUGAAAUCAGAAGAUUGAAUGAAGGGUUAACCAAUUAAAAGAAUUUAAGAGAAGAAUCGGAGACAGCAAUCUUUGAAAUGUUGAAGGAUUUAGUUUCUAGAGUAAAGAGUGAAAUAGAGGAGGAAAGGAAACUAAGGGAAGAAUCAUAAGAAUCACUUCUGGGUUUGUUGGAAGAUGCUGCAAAUAAAAUUUAUAGAGCAGCAAAAGAUUGAUAAUUUAUACAAAAUCAUAUUAAAAUAAAUUUUAUUUAAUAUCAUAU